CUCCUUGCAGAUCCGUGUGCCAGCAACCCUUGUCACCAUGGCAACUGCAGCAGCAGCAGCAGCAGCAGCAGCAGCAGUGAUGGCUACCUCUGUAUUUGCGAUGAAGGCUAUGAAGGUCCUCACUGUGAGCAGGCACUGCCCAGUCUCCCAGUCUCAGGCUGGACUGAAUCCACAGCCCCUCGACAGCUCCAGCCUGUUCCUGCCACCCAGGAGCCCGAAGUGACCGUAUCCCGCUCUCAGGCCACCGUGACGCUGCCGACAUGGCAGCCGAAAACAGGCCAGAAAGUUGUGGAGAUGAAAUGGGAUCAAGUGAAGGUGAUCCCUGAUACUGCCUGUGGGAAUGCCAGCUCCAACAGCUCAGCAGGUGGCCGCUUGGUGUCCUUUGACGUGCCUCAGAACACCUCAGUGAAGAUUCUGCAGGAUGCCUCCAUCUCGCUGAUUCUGUUGUGGAAGGUCACGGCUGCGGGCUUCCGGCAGUGCUCCCUCAUCGACGGCCGCAGUGUGACGCCCCUGCAGGCGCCAGGGGGGCUGGUGCUGCUGGAGGAGAUGCUCAGCUUGGGGCAGAACCACUUCAUUGGUUUUGUGAACGAUUCUGUUACUAAAUCUAUCGUGGCUUUGCGUUUGACUCUGGUGGUGAAGGCCAGCACCUGUGUGCCAGGUGAGAGCCAUGCCAACGACCUGCCUUGCUCUGGAAGAGGGACGUGCAGCACGAAGCCCUCGGAGGCAACGUUUUCCUGUACCUGUGAGGACCAGUAUGUGGGCACUUUCUGUGAAGAAUUUGACGCUUGCCAGAGGAAACCUUGCCAGAACAAUGGGAGUUGCGUUGAUGCAAACGAGAAGCACAAGGGGAGCAGUUUCACCUGCACCUGCCUUGCUGGUUACACUGGACAACUUUGCGAAUCCAAGAUUGAUUACUGUAUCCUAGACCCGUGCAGAAAUGGAGCCACAUGCAUUUCCAGUCUCAGCGGAUUCACUUGCCAGUGUCUAGAAGGCUACUUCGGAUCUGCUUGUGAGGAAAAGGUGGACCCGUGCGCUUCGUCCCCAUGCCAGAACAACGGCACCUGCUAUGUGGAUGGCGUGCAUUUCACCUGCAGCUGCAGCCCAGGUUUCACGGGCCCCACCUGUGCCCAGCUUGUUGACUUCUGCGCUCUCAACCCCUGUGCUCACGGCACCUGCCGCAGUGUGGGUACCAGCUACAAAUGCCUCUGUGAUCCAGGUUACCACGGCCUCUACUGUGAGGAGGAGUACAAUGAGUGCCUCUCUGCUCCUUGCCUGAAUGCGGCCACCUGCAGGGACCUGGUUAAUGGCUACGAGUGUGUGUGCCUGGCAGAAUACAAAGGGAUUCACUGUGAACUGUACAAGGAUCCCUGUGCCAACAUCAGCUGUCUGAAUGGAGGCACCUGUGACAGUGAAGGCUUGAACGGCACGUGCGUCUGCCCACCUGGCUUUACAGGUGACGAGUGCGACAUUGACAUAAACGAAUGUGACAGUAAUCCCUGCCAUCACGCUGGAACUUGCCUGGACCAGCCCAAUGGCUAUAGCUGCCACUGCUCACAUGGCUGGGUGGGAGCAAACUGUGAAAUCCACCUGCAGUGGAAGUCCGGUCACAUGGCGGAGAGCCUCACCAACAUGCCCCGGCACUCUCUGUACAUCAUCAUCGGAGCCCUCUGCGUCGCCUUCAUCCUCAUGCUCAUCAUCCUCAUCGUGGGCAUCUGCCGCAUCAGCCGCAUCGAGUACCAGGGCUCCGCCCGGCCUGCCUAUGAGGAGUUCUACAACUGCCGCAGCAUCGACAGCGAGUUCAGCAAUGCCAUCGCUUCCAUCCGUCAUGCCAGAUUUGGAAAGAAAUCUCGGCCUGCGAUGUAUGAUGUAACGCCCAUUGCCUAUGAAGAUUACAGUCCGGAUGACAAACCUUUGGUCACACUGAUUAAGACAAAAGAUUUGUAAUCUUUCCCUCUCUCUCUCUCUCUUUUUUUUUUGGAUUAUUUUUCAAAAAGAUGGGUUACUACACUCAUUGAAAUAUUUUUAAGAAAAUAAAAAGCUUAAGAAAUUAAAAAUGUUAGCUGCUCAAGAGUUUUCGGUAGAAUAUUCAAGAACUAAUUUUCUGCAGCUUUUAGUUUGAAAGAAUAUUUUAAAAACACAGAAUUUGUGAACUCCAUAGCCUACAUUUUAAUGUACUUUCUAAACUGUACGCUUCUACAAGUGUGUGCUGUUUCAUGGUAGACACUAUUGCGAAACCCAGAUGAAAUUCUGCACUUGUUACAGAGUAAGUCUAAUCAAGAAGUUGCUGAGUGCUGGCAGUAGAGUUAGGAGAACAUGUAAGUAGAGUAUGAUACAUAAUACAGUAUAUCCCUUACCUAAAGAGAAGUCAGAAAUGUUUGUUUUGUGAAAACGACGCUAGUUGAAUUUAUUAUUCCUCUCCUGAAUGGAAUUAGCCUCUGCCUUAUUCAGUGCAUGAGUAAGUGAUUUAUUUCUGCACUGUUUGAACUUUGCAGAACCACGAUUUUGAGUUUGUUUUUGUCAUUUGUGUAACAGUCUUCAAACUAGGCCUUGAAACCAACCACAAGGAAGGGGUCUAGUGCAGCAAAUUACGAUGGAGUUCUGUCUCUAUUUUUCUUCCAGCCCUCAAGGUUUUCUAUUGUGAGUAAACUGAAUUUACGUUUGAGUUGUUGUGUUGCUAAGAGGUAGUCAGUGUAAGAGCGUACUGGUUCCUUCAGUAGUAAGUAUUUCUCAUAGUGCAUCUUUAUUUAUAUCCAGGACAUUCUUGUGGCUGUAUUUGAUUGGUAUGUGCUUCUUCUGAUUCUUGCUAAUUUCAGGAAUAUUGAAUAAACGUUAUUAAGUCAAGGAA
Messenger RNA from Ochotona curzoniae (black-lipped pika), 2845 nucleotides. Its product is annotated as delta and Notch-like epidermal growth factor-related receptor. Gene Ontology annotation, cellular component: protein-containing complex; plasma membrane. The record is from RefSeq and is a predicted model, not a curated record. Gene Ontology annotation, biological process: heterophilic cell-cell adhesion; establishment or maintenance of epithelial cell apical/basal polarity. The transcript has 12 exons. The annotation marks the transcript as partial. Gene Ontology annotation, molecular function: calcium ion binding. NCBI's taxonomy places the organism in Eukaryota, Metazoa, Chordata, Mammalia, Lagomorpha, Ochotonidae.